This is a messenger RNA of Triplophysa dalaica, 2059 nucleotides long. RefSeq names its product cellular communication network factor 5 (gene ccn5). Gene Ontology annotation, cellular component: extracellular region; extracellular matrix. Gene Ontology annotation, biological process: signal transduction; cell adhesion. Bases 62 to 1111 code for a protein of 349 amino acids. The record is from RefSeq and is a predicted model, not a curated record. NCBI's taxonomy places the organism in Eukaryota, Metazoa, Chordata, Actinopteri, Cypriniformes, Nemacheilidae. Gene Ontology annotation, molecular function: integrin binding; heparin binding. The transcript is spliced from 5 exons.
CAGUGAGCAAACAGUAACACAAGUCGAAAAUCUCAUUGUGGUGAAACAUACAUUGCAGAGCAUGAUGGGGAAUCUAGAGAGAGACAGUAACAAACUCAUUGCAUGGGCAAUGUUACUCUACCUGGGCUCACAGGUUUGCUGCCAGCAGUGCGGUGGGCCGUGUCAGUGUACCCCUGUACCAGUGUGUCCAGAGGGGGUUCCUCUCAUUCCGGAUGGGUGUCAGUGCUGUAGGAUGUGUGCCCGGCAGCAGGGUGAGGCGUGCACUGAACGAUAUCUGUGUGACACCCAGAGGGGUCUGCAAUGUGACUACAGCGCCAGCUUACCCGAUCACCCUGGAGAGUGUGUCAGUCAGAAGGAACUGGGAUGCGAGCAUAAUGGAGUCUUUUACCAGGAGGGGCAGGUAUUUCAGCCGUCUUGUGCCCUCCAGUGUCGCUGUUCAGGUGGAGGGGUGACCUGCGUGCCCCGGUGCGGUGAGGACGUUCGUCUGCCGAGCCCAGACUGCCCUCACCCACGGAGGGUUCAACCACCCGGAAAAUGCUGUAAAGAGUGGGUGUGUGAAAAUAUGGACAACAGUGUGCUUGAGGAUGCUCUCAGAGCAUCAGCUUCCAGCACAGAGCAGUCCGUGCCUCCAAACUUUGGUACAUUUCAAACCAGGCCGAGCUCCAACUGUGUAGACCAUAGUUCAGAAUGGAGUGCUUGUUCACAAACCUGUGGGUCUGGGAUAUCAACACGGGUGUCCAAUCAAAACCCAGCCUGCCGACUUGAGAUGCAGAGACGCUUGUGUACGAUCCGACCAUGUCCGUCUGUUCUGCACAGAACCCCACAGGGGUCAAGACGAAAAUGUCAGCCCAGUUACCGGUCAGCGAGACCUCUGCUGCUUUCCCAUCAGGGCUGUUACAGUACACAGUCUUACAUGCCCCGUUAUUGCGGCCAGUGUACAGACAACCGUUGUUGCACUCCACACCACACUGGCACCACGACGGUCACUUUCCGCUGCCCUGGGGGCAAAAUGUUCAAUCAGGCUGUCAUGACCAUCAACUCCUGCAUGUGCCAUUACAACUGCCCUUCUUCAGCUAUUGGAACAUAUAGAGGAAUAUCUUUCCGGGGUUAGACAUUUUCCACAUAUGAGCCCUGUGUCUCAUACCUUUGGGUUUAGUAGAUAGUAGAUGUGCUGGGCGUUCAUGUCUUAACUUAUUGAAAGAUAUCAUUUGAAAAAUAUAUAUUUUCGCUCAAUAUGAAAUAACAAAAGGAAAUCAUCAAGGGGCAUUUAGGGGUGCAUUUCAAGCAGAACUCCAUAUGUGACCCUGGACAACAAAACCACUUUUAUGGGUCAAUUUUUCAAAAUUGAGAUUUGUACAUAAUCUGAAAGCUGAAUAAUUAAGAUUUCUGUUGAUAUAUGAGUUUUUAGAAUAGGGCAAUAUAUAGCGGAGAUACAAUCGUCUUAAACUCAGGAAUCUGAGAGUGCAAAAAAAUCACAAUGUUGAGAAAAUUGCCUUUAAAGUUGUUAAUCAGGGGCACUGUGGCAGGCCAUCCACUCACAAAAAUGUAGUUUUUAUAUAUUUACAGUAGGAAUUGUACAAAAUAUAUUAAUGUAACAUGAUCUUUACUUCAUAUCCUAAUGAUUUUUGGGAUAACAGAAAAUUUGAUAAUUUUGACCCAUACAAUGUAUUUUUGUCUUUUACUAAAAAUGUUCCCGUGCUUCUUAAGACUGGUUUUGUGAUCCAGGGUCACAUAUGGUCUUUGACUAGCGAUGAAUUGGUUAUGUGUGAUGUGACAUUUAGCCUGUUGGCACAUUUAUCUGUAUUACGCUUGUAUUUGGACCCGCACUAGUCUUGGUGUUUACCAAUGAAUGCAAAUACUUAUUGUACAUAUUUGUAAAUACUUUUAUUUUAGUAUGAGAUGUACUUUUAAUACCUUGAUUUAAGGAAUCUAAAAUACUGGAAAUUUGUUUGGGAAUUUGGUUCAGGUUGCAUCCCAGAACUCACCACAUCACAGGUCAAAAAUGUAAAUCUGGAUAGACUGUAAAUAAACAACCAUAAUCACACAUCAACCCCUUUUC